Ictalurus furcatus (blue catfish) is the source of this 3625-nucleotide messenger RNA. RefSeq names its product guanylate cyclase 1, soluble, alpha 2 (gene gucy1a2). Gene Ontology annotation, cellular component: guanylate cyclase complex, soluble. The record is from RefSeq and is a predicted model, not a curated record. Lineage: Eukaryota; Metazoa; Chordata; Actinopteri; Siluriformes; Ictaluridae. The coding region runs from base 142 to 2370 and encodes 742 amino acids. Gene Ontology annotation, molecular function: guanylate cyclase activity; heme binding. Gene Ontology annotation, biological process: response to oxygen levels; cGMP biosynthetic process. The transcript has 10 exons.
GAAGCGGACCUGUGCGCUCGCGGAUGAAAGCGCGAUUCGUCUUCGCUCCGCUCGCGCUCUCCUGUCCUCUCCGCCUCGCACGCCGUUCGCGCGCUUGACGCGGCGUCUGAUGAGAGUGCUCGCGGGCCAGCGGCGAGCAGCAUGUCCUCGCGCAAGAUCUCGUCGGAGUCGUUCAGCUCGGUGGGUUCCGACUGCCUCGAGAGCCCCGACGACGCCGAGUGCCCGUUCUCGCGCGCCUUCUGGAACGGCCGGAGCCCCGUGGAGACGCGCGCGUGCCCGUUCGACGAUCAGGCAGCCACGGGAGCAAGGAGGGCCGCCAGGCGGAAGCGUGUGAACUUGGACUCGCUCGGGGAGAGCCUGAGACGGCUCACCUCACCCACGACACAGACGAUCCAGCAGGCUCUGCAGAGAACCGUGGAAUUCUACAAAGAGAGAAAUAACAGCGAGGACGGGUCAGAGCAGAAAUGUGCAUUAGAAAAAUGUCCGUUUGUGAACUCCCAGUCCGACAACCAAACCGACAUCUCAGGAAUUCUGCAGUACACAGCAGCAGUAGUGGGUGUGGGGUUCUCUACACUCCGGGAGCGUUUCGGCGAAGAGUUCUUUGGACUUUGUCUAGAGGAGAACGAGAGGGUUCUCCGCGCUCUGGGUGGAAACUUGCAAGACUUCUUUAAUGGUUUUGACGCUCUGCUGGAGCACGCGAGGACUUCGUACGGCCGCAGAGCGUCUUCGGAGUCAGCGUCCUUUCUGUGCAAGGAUACAGAGGAAAACGGAGACGACGAGGGACGAGGAAGAACCCUGCUUCUGCACUGCUUCAACCCGGACCCCACGGUGGGCGUGGCCAUGCCCGGGUUAAUCCGAGCUGCUGCUCGGCGCAUAUACCGAGCGGAAGUCGAGGUGGAGGAGGCUCCGCCCACACGUCUCCGUGCAGUUAACGAGGACGGCGGAAUCUCCGAUCGCUCGACCCCGUCGUCGUCGCCGUCUCCGCCCACUUUCUCAUCGCCCGGCUGUUUGUCGUUCCUCAUUCGAGAAGUUCGGAUCGCGUCGUCUUCGCCGUCGCCGUUGUCGUCGUCCUCGCGUCAGCUCUCGCGCUCGCCGACAGACCUUCGGAUCGGACUGAGCACGUUCUGCAGAGCGUUUCCUUUUCACCUCAUCGUCGGCCCCAAUAUGGACGUCCUGCAGGUUGGGGUGGGGCUAAAGAAUGUCGGGGAGGGGCUUAGGAAGCCUCACAGGACGCUGAGCUUCAGUGACAGCUUCCAGCUCGUCUCCCCCAGAAUUCCUUGCUCUUUCCAGAACAUUUUGCUGCGGCUGUCUACGCCGUUUACCAUUCGCACUCGGCCCGACCCGUCCGCUCUGGAAAGCAGGGAGAAGGUGAUGGAACUGAAGGGUCAGAUGAUCCAUCUCCCCGAGUCGAACGCCAUCAUGUUCCUGGGCUCGCCCCGUGUUGAUAGGCUGGAGGAGCUGAUGGGGCGUGGCUUACAUCUUUCAGAUAUCCCUAUCCAUGAUGCCACCCGUGAUGUAAUACUGGUGGGCGAGCAGGCGAAGGCUCAGGAUGGCCUGAAGAAGCGCAUGGACAAGCUGAAGGCCACACUGGAGCGAACGCACCGCGCUCUUGAGGAGGAGAAGCGGCGCACCGUCGAGCUGCUCUACUCCAUCUUCCCCGGCCACGUGGCGCAGAGACUCUGGCAGGGACUUCCUGUCCAGGCCAAAAAAUUUGAUGACGUCACCAUGUUGUUCUCGGACAUCGUGGGAUUCACGGCCGUGUGCGAGCACUGCACGCCCAUGCAGGUCAUCAGCAUGCUCAACGAGCUCUACACGCGCUUCGACUACCAGUGUGGUGUGCUUGAUGUCUACAAGAUCGAAACGAUCGGGGACGCAUACUGUGUGGCCGCAGGGCUCCACAGGAAAUGUGUGUGUCACGCCAGGCCAAUCGCGUUAAUGGCGCUGAAGAUGAUUGAGCUCUCAGAGGAAGUGCUCACGCCCGAUGGCAAGCCCAUCAAGCUGCGUAUAGGGAUCCACUCAGGUUCCGUGUUAGCUGGUGUGGUUGGAGUGAAGAUGCCACGGUACUGUUUGUUCGGAAACAACGUCACACUCGCCAGCAAGUUCGAGUCUGGCAGCCAACCACGGUGCAUUAAUGUUUCCCCCACGACGUACCAACUCCUCCAUGACGAUCGCUCCUUCUUUUUCAUCCCUCGCUCCCGUCAGGAGCUUCCUGAAAACUUUCCCAAAGAGAUUCCAGGAAUCUGCUACUUCCUGGAAGCUGGGAAAACCAGUCAAGGAAGCCACACCUCCUUGACCAACACUCGCUCCGCCCCCAUCCGAAAAGCGUCCUAUAACAUCGGGACCAUGUUUCUGCGUGAGACCAGCCUCUGAGGAAAGCCCUGCCCACCUACUAUGCCGGUACUAAAACCCACGCCCACAAGGCCAGAGGUGCCUGUGGCAACCAGUGGCUCCGCCAAUCGGAACACAUCGCUAAACCCCUCCCCUCCCCCGACCCCACGCAGAGCUGGUGAGAAGGACUGCAGGAACGAGAAAUGAAUAUUCAUGAAUAUUCAAAUUUGACUCUAAAAGAAAUAUGGACAUUUGAAUAUAUAUAUUUGAAGAAAUAUACAUAUAUAUUUGCAUUAAGCCUUCUGCUCCACACACACACAUACACACACACACACACACACACACACACACACACAACACACGCACACUUAAAAUAUACACACACAAAAUAUAAGCAUAUAAGCAUAUACAGUAUACACACACGGCUCUCAGCAACCUAUGAACCUGGUGCCUUCUGAUAAAUAAACACGGUGUGUGUGUGUGCGCGCGUGUGUGUGUGCGUGUGUGUGUGUACGCGCGUGUGUGCGUGUGUGUUCCAGCUUGUGAGGCUCCACGCUUUAAUUUCAUUUAGACUGAACUGUCAGUCCAUCCUGUCACACCACACCAAGGCCCAUAAAUAAAACCCAGUCCUCCAGUCACAUCACACCAUCACCUGUCAAUCAAACCCAGUCCUCCAAUCACACCACUCCAACACCUGUCAUAAAACCCAGCCAUCCAAUCACAUAACACUUAAAUCUGUCACUCAAACCCAACUCUCCAAUCACACCACACCAACACCUAUCAAUAAAACACAGCCCUCCAAUCACACCACACCAACACCUGUCAGUCAAACCCAGUCCUCCAAUCACACCACUCCAACACCUGUCAUAAAACCCAGCCAUCCAAUCACAUAACACUUAAAUCUGUCACUCAAACCCAACUCUCCAAUCACACCACACCAACACCUAUCAAUAAAACACAGCCCUCCAAUCACACCACACCAACACCUGUCAGUCAAACCCAGUCCUCCAGUCACACCACACUAAUGCCUAUCACACCGCACCAACACCUAUCAAUAAAACACAGCCCUCCAAUCACACCACACCAACACCUGUCAGUCAAACCCAGUCCUCCAGUCACACCACACUAAUGCCUAUCACACCGCACCAACACCUAUCAAUAAAACACAGCCCUCCAAUCACACCACACCAACACCUGUCAAUCAAACCUAACUCUCCUUAAUUACAUCACAAAAAAACCUGUUAAUCUUUUUUUUUCCCCACAAUGUCAAUAAAAUGAAGUAUAGCUGACACACCCA